Messenger RNA from Fonsecaea nubica, 1599 nucleotides. RefSeq lists its product as hypothetical. Bases 1 to 1599 code for a protein of 532 amino acids. Lineage: Eukaryota; Fungi; Ascomycota; Eurotiomycetes; Chaetothyriales; Herpotrichiellaceae. The transcript has a single exon. The record is from RefSeq and is a predicted model, not a curated record.
AUGUCUUCCACCGAGGGAGAUGAUAGCUCUCGGAGCGCGGCUUACCCAUGGGUUCUGGAGCACUUGUUAACCUAUCCUGGUACUUACGAGAUCCCCCUACGAACAAUGUACACUCUCAAUGCUACCACUCAACAUCAACAACAGUGUCCACCAACGCCGUCGCCCAACACGGUUCUUGGCAAUGCUUUCCCUAGGAAGUCUUCUAUCACCGCCGACGAGCAACAAAACAUGACCACCAUGACGGCUGCUGCUCAGUUGCGUGCCAAUCUCAUGCAACACAUCUCGCAGCUACCCUCUCAGCCAACAUCCUUGCCCCCAAGCUUCAUCACAAACUUUGUUCGGAGAUGUUUUCCCCGCGAGCUUGAUCAGGUCGACUUUCCCCAAGCUUUGACUGCCAUGGAUUAUCUAAAGGAUCUUGAAGUUAGACGUCGGCGUGAGGUGGUGGCCGCUUUGGAUAAGCUAGGCAUUGACCAAGAUGACCUCAGUCACCGAGAUAAACUGGCGCGGAAGUACCCCGGCGUGCUGCGCUGGGUCUCCGAAAUCGAAGAGAGGGAGCGCAAAGUGGAAGCCCUCUACACUCAGGUCUAUGUUGGGCUGAGAAGGUGGACCUUGAUCAACGAGCUUACCUUGACGCCUUUCGACAAGGGCAACUGCCUAGCUAUGCUUAAUACCCUUUAUCCACCCAUCAACAUGAAUGCUGGGCAUUUUGUGCAACCAACUGCCCAACUCACGCCUCAAAUUCUGACCCAACAACGCAAUGGGUUCUUCAAGUAUAUCUCUGCGGUAGAGAAGAGCGGGCCAUCGGUCUUGACCAACUUGAUGAAUCAGGCUAAGAAAGCCGAAGACCCAAAUGGCUGGGUCAGUCUGCGUGAUACCCUCGACAAAUAUGUUCGCAUGGCAAACAGCGUCAUCGAGGAAUGCUACGAUAUCACCGGUCACACCCCGUCACCGACCACUUCCUCUUUCAAGUCCUUUGAACACGAGGAGGAAGGCCGCCGAAAGGUUGACUCGGCUAUCUCUUUUGGCUCCGAAAACUCAUCAAAUCGCAACUCUGCCCAAAGCAAUAAGUCGGCACAAAGCCAAAAGAGUCACACGACCAGACCUAGUACAAGCAGCAGUUUCAGCAAUGCUAGUCGUAGUCCCAGCCGUCACGCCUCUCAAGACAAACAACUUCCCGAAAAGCCACUUCCGCCUCCUAAAGAUGACGAAAUCACAGUGACGCAGAAGUCGUCAGGGUCAACACUGGAACGGAUAGCUCGUGAACUCCGGAAAAUGAAGAGUCGGAGUAAUGUCAAAGACGACUUACGUCCACGUACCCCGUCUAUUUCGACAGACAUGGUGGCGCCCGAUAACCACGAUCGACCACCAACGACACCGGGAAAAGAUCGCAGCCUCAAGAACAAACUUAGCAUCCGGAGAAUGCGAUCGAAUGCCACUAUCUCGGAAAUCACUGGUCUGCGGUCUCCUAGUCGCCACGGAGAACCUGCUAUCCAGGAAGUGCCAGCGUUUGAUGCAGACGAAAUGAGCAAGAGCCGGCAAAGAUGGGAAACUCAGCAGAAGUUGAAAGAGAAGGGCACUGAUGAUGGGGUGAAGGCAUAA